Messenger RNA from Oryza sativa Japonica Group (Japanese rice), 3547 nucleotides. RefSeq names its product classical arabinogalactan protein 9. NCBI's taxonomy places the organism in Eukaryota, Viridiplantae, Streptophyta, Magnoliopsida, Poales, Poaceae. The record is from RefSeq and is a predicted model, not a curated record.
AUUGUGGUUGCCCUCGCCAUCGCCGGCGAACUCGCUCGCCCACCUCCACCUGUGCCGCCGGCGGCGCCGGCUCUCCCUCCCGCCGCCGGCAUCUUCGCGCUCCUCCGUUCUCGGCUCCCCGUCAGCUUGGUUCGCAGCGGUGUGCGGUGGCGUGAGGACGGGGAGCGGUUUCUCGCGGGGCCCAACGUUGCCUCCGGCGGCGGCAACGAGUCCUUCCUCUUCCAGGUGUGGUCAAAUCGUGGUUGCUGAGCCCUUAAAGCAGUGCAAAAAUCUCACCUGGUUUCUAUCCACUGGAAAGAGUUGAGCAUUGGAAUUUAGAAGGCAACUUGGUUUAUUUCCUUGCUGCUGUGACAAAUUCUCACACAGUAAUGGCAACAAGCGGAUCCCUUGAUGAGGUGCAAGAGAUAAAUGUGCACCUGGAAACAGUAGAAAAUGCACUCGUGAAAACAGUGGUUAAUGAGGAUGAUUUUGUCGAUGAGGAAUCAGGAAGUGAUACUGAUGAACAAGCCACAGAAGAUGACUUGGAAAUCAUGGAACCAAAGGAAGGGAUGGCAUUUGCCAGUGUGAAUGAUGCUUUUGUGUUCUAUGAGAGAUAUGCUCAGAAGAAGGGAUUUUCUAUAACAAGGAGAAUCUCAAGCACUUUCCAAUCCUUCACCUUCGCUUGCAGAAGACAAGACAACGCUCAAUGCUCCUCAAACAAUGCAUGGAAGCAUCAUCAGAAUGAAUGUCCAGCUAAGAUAAUUGUGGAUCUUGAUGGUCCUGACGACAAAUUCUUCUUAUCUUCAGUUACGCUUGAGCACAAUCACGAUCUCAGUCCAAGUGAAACAAGUCGAAUGGAAGUUUUCAUAUGUAACAAAAAACUGAUUCGUGUGCUAAAAGAAGAAGGGUGUCAAAUGGGAGAGCAGACAAUCAUGCCAACAAGAAGUCCAGUACUCCUUGCUUGCAAGCUGAAAAUCGCCCAUUUGGUCAAAAGGAUCCCAUGAACAAUUUGCAAUUGGAAAGAAAACUGAAGCUCAGUGAUGCAUAUAGGCUUUAUCAUUACUUCUUCUGCAUGCAGUUCAAGAAUCCUAGCUUUUUCUAUGCUUUGGACUUUGGCAAGGACUCCUGCCUGAGAAAUGUUUUCUGGGCAGAUGCAAGAAGUAGGGCUUCAUGUAAAUAUUUCUCGGAUGUCGUGACAGUUGACACUACAUACUUAAUGAACAAGGAGAGCAUCCCUCUUGUUCCUUUUGUUGGUGUAAAUCAUCACAGGCAGCCGAUUUUGUUGGGAUGUGGACUACUAUCAGAUGAGACCACUGUGACCUUUCUAUAGCUGUUCAAAUCCUGGCUAGCUAUGUCAAAUAAGCCACCAGAAGUCAUAAUUACUGAUCAGUGCGAUGCGAUUCAGGAUGCUAUCGAGAAAGUUUUUCCACAAACUUGUCAUAUAUGGCGUUUACAGUCUGUCAUGAAGAAGAUGCCUGAAAAUCUCAGUGGAUUCUCAGGAUUUCAAAGCAUUGAAAAUGCUUUUUCAACUGUGGUACAUAAUUCAUUGACACAAACUGUUUUUGAAAACAAUUGGAGUAAGAUAAUUGACAAGUUUGGCCUUCAUGGCAGAAGCGCAUGGCUUAAUAUGCUGUUCUGUAAUAGGCAUAAAUGGGUGCCCACUUAUGUGAAAAAUAACUUUUGUGCUGGUAUGUUUUGCACACAAAAUAGUGAAAGCAUUGGUAGUUUAUUUCAUGGAUACAUCAAUUCUACCACAACGUUGGACGAGUUUCUGGACCAAUAUAAUAAAACAAUUGUGGGCAUUGAUUGUAAGGAAACUGAUGCUAACUGGAAAUCCUCACAUGAGGUUGUACCAUGUGUCACCCAUUAUGGCAUUGAGAAGAAAUUCCAGAAGGUUUAUACAAAUAAAAUGUUUGAAGAAUUUCAAGAGCAGCUAAAAGGUAAGAUGUACUGUUAUCCAACUCUUCUGAAACAGGAAGGUUCGGUUUACAUAUUCAAGGUGACGCAAGAUGUUAAAAUUAGGGAGCAACAAUGUAGCUUGGAUUUCACAGUGUGGUGGGACAGAGAUGAUUGUGAUGGAAGAUGUAAAUGCACAUGCCGUCAUUUCGAAUUCCGGGGAAUAUUGUGUAGCCACAUCAUUACCGUACUUGCUCUACUGAAGGUCAAAAAAGUACCCUCCAAAUAUGUAUUGCAGCGAUGGAGAAAGGAUAUGAUUCGGAGACACGGUACCAUUACUAACUGGUCCUAUAAUGAGAUGGUCGACUCACCGGUUGCACGAAGGUUUGAUUUGUUAUGCAAAUCCUUCUAUGAAGUGGCAGAGAAGGCAGUGGUAUCAAAUGAACUGCUCAUGUUGGUGCUGGAUAGUGUUGAAGAAUUAAAACGGAAGGUUGAUGCACAUACAGCGCAAAAUUCAUGAAAUUCAGGUCUCUAAUCCUUCACAGAGCAGACCAUGAGGUGUGAUGAUCAUGAAGCUCCCUUUCUCCUGACAAGAACAACCGACAUUUUCAGCGUCCCCAUAUUCUCAUAUAUCAGCGAGAAUUCUUCACUUUGGACUUGCAAAUCCCUCAGUUUGCCGGCUUUGGAAUUCCAAAGGGAAAGUCACGAUGAGAUCCCUCUUCUACGUGACUUUCCUGGCCAUUUUGUCCAUAAACGUCCAUUCCUCUGCAUGCUUGCGCCUCCUAGCUGAAACUCCAUUGCCGGUGAUCCCAAAUGGCCAGCCAGGAGCACCGGCGCCGCCCCCUCCGGCGAACAUUCCGGUGAACUUGCCGGCCAACGUGCCACCGGAGAUGCCAGCCAACUUGCCGGCCAACGUGCCACCGGAGAUGCUGGCCAGCUUGCCGGCGAACCUUCCGGCCAACGUGCCACCGGAGAUGGUGGCCAGCUUGCCGGCCAACGUGCCACCGGAGACGCUGUCCAAGAUUCCGGCCAACGUGUCACCGGACGUGCUAGCCAACUUGCCGCCGGACGUGCUGGCCAAGCUGCCGGCGAACGUGUCGCCGGAGAUGCUGGCCGACAUGCCGCCGGAGGUGCUGGUGAACCUCCCGCCGGACGUGCAGAAGCAGCUCCCGGCCAACGUCCCGCCGGAGAAGCUGGUCGCCGAGCUCGCGGCGGCGGGGAAGAACCAGCCGGCGGUCGCCGCCGCCGCGGGCAUCCCGCAGAUGCCCAAGAUGCCGGACUUCUCCGGCUUGACCGACCUGUCGUUCCCGCCGAUGCCGUCGGCGAAGAUGCCGUCGAUGCCGCACAACAUCACGCUCUUCGGGUUCGACGUGCAGAUCCCCGAGUUCAUCAACAAGAUGGUGGAUGAAGAAACCACUUAAGCUUGAUCGAGCUUGGCAAUGGCGAUGGCGUCAUCAUUGCCUCGAGUUUUUGUGACAUGGUUGGUGGUGUAAGUUGCGUGCCAUUGUUGUGACCUGUACAGCUUAAUUUCUCUGAAAAGAAGUUGUUUAGAUUUUUGGAGGAAAAUUAGUAUGUGUUGUGUGUGGGAAUAUGGACUAUGGUUUGUGGCCGUGUUGCAUCUUUGCUCAUUUGUGAAUCUCCAAAAGUAUCAAGGGAUUGCCAUUUUUCUGUA